This is a messenger RNA of Papaver somniferum (opium poppy), 1361 nucleotides long. RefSeq names its product probable ATP-dependent RNA helicase ddx17. The transcript is spliced from 2 exons. Bases 191 to 1099 code for a protein of 302 amino acids. The record is from RefSeq and is a predicted model, not a curated record. NCBI's taxonomy places the organism in Eukaryota, Viridiplantae, Streptophyta, Magnoliopsida, Ranunculales, Papaveraceae.
CUCUCUACUUUUUUUGCUCUGUUCUGUUUUUUUUAUCAACAAAAGAGAUCUUGGUCCUAGAAAUCAUCUCAUUCUAUUGAUUCUAAUCUCCAAACCCAUCUUUACAACUUGUUAUCUGGAAUCAGAAUUCUGGGUUUUCCUAAAAAAUCAUCAGAGAAUUUUUUAGAAAUUAUUUUGGAGAUUUUUUUUUAUGAUGUCUAUUGCAUUUGAAGCUGGCUGUGGUUCUAGUUUCAUUCAUCAUGGUGUUGGUGGUGGUGGUGGGAUGUCUUGUAUUUCAAUCUUAGGUAAUGGUUGUGGUGGUGGUGUUAAAGAUCAGAUGAAUGUUUUAAAGAGAGGAGAAGAGGAGGUGGUGGGUUUUGGUGUUGGUGGUGGUGAUAGUGGUAGUGGUAGUGGUGGUGGUGAUAGUUGCAGUAGUUCUUCAUCAAUCGGAAAAAACAGUGAUUUAUCAAAUGGAGGUGGUGGUUCUGAUGAUGAUGAUGAUGGUGAAGUUCAAAGCUCUUACAAGGGUGGUCCUUUUGAUUCUAUGGUGGAUUCUUUGGAGGAUGUUUUGCCAAUCAGGAAAGGAAUAUCGAAAUUCUACUGUGGUAAAUCGAAAUCGUUUACUAGUCUGAGAGAUGCAACAUCUUCAAACUCCAUUAAAGAAAUUGCGAAGCCGGAGAAUGUGUACAGCAAGAAGCGAAAGAACUUGCUUGCUUGCAGUAUAAUUUUGGGGGAUAAGAGUAAAAACUUUCCAUUGAGAAGUAAUGGUGGUGGUAUAUCAAAGAGAUCAAUCACCACUAGUCGAAGUUCACUAGUGCUGGCAGUUGCAAUGAACAAGACCAAUAGCAAUGAAAGCAACUGCACAAGCGAGAAUUCAAGCUCACCACCACCAUUACCUAGGUAUAGACCUCCUCUUCAUCCAAAUGCGAAGCAAGCAUUUAACAGAGAUGAUAUUGAGUCGCCACUGAAUUCGUCCCCAUCAUCGCCUCAGAAGGGUUUGUCUAAUACUUCAUGGCGAUCAUUCUCAUUGGCUGAUCUACAAUAUGCUGCUGCAAAUUCUGUGGCUGCUAGUAACUCCUCCGCAGUCGGCAUAGUAGACAAACAAAAGAAGUUCCAUUAACACGUUUGGUUUCUAUGAGCUUUUUGUUUUCUUCAUGCUAAGCUAAUAUGAUAAAAUGUCAGUAUGUCUGAACUCUAAGAAAGUGUUUAGUUUAGGUGGUAUGUUCUGUAAAUGGUGUUCGUCUGUCUGUCUGCCCGUUUUACGCGUUAACCUUAAAUCAAUAUGUAUCUGCUCAAGCCCUUAAACAAGCUUUUGUUGUUUGGGCAAGUUGGGGGAUUUUAAAUCUUAAAUCAAUACAAGUCCUUUAAGUUUUCUUAUGAAA